CAAGAUCCUCCCCCCCCUCCCGACUUUUUGCUCGCACAUCUGCUUCCUUCAGGCGCGCGCGUUGGCUUUUCGCCGGUCCCGGUUCCGAACAAUGUGGCUGCUGCUGCUGUUCAGUCUGCUUUCCUGUGCGUCCUCCUACGACGUGGACGUCAACAAGAUGGCCGGAUUGGCCCGAGCAAGGGUGGAGACAUGUGGUGGAUGACAGUUGAAUAGACUUAGAGAGGUCAAAGCCUUUGUGGUCCAGGACAUUCCUCUUUACCAUAACCUGGUGAUGAAGCACAUUCCUGGGGCCGACCCUGAGCUUGUCCUCCUGAACCAUUACUAUGAGGAGCUGGAUCGGAUCGCCUUGUCUGACAUGACUCGCUCGGAAAUCAACGAGCUUCUGGGCAAACUGGGCUUCUACAAGAAGGCUCAAGCUGAGGAGCAAGUGCCAGAAGAGUUCCGUUUCUCCCCCGCCAAAGACAGCCCGUUUGAAAGUGAACCAGCCUACAAGACUGCCUCUGUGGUCACUCACAACACCUCCACCCCCGAGCCCGAACCAAAGCACUCUGACCUCUAACAAUGCCACAAUGUGAGACUGCUGCUAGACAAGGCCAGCAGAUCCUGGAAUAAAGGGACAAACUCUUUGCUUCACUAAAUGUUUUUUUUUUUUGAGUUGGUUAAUGGCAUAUUGUUUUUCAUUCUCCGUCACGUGUCGGCAGUCUUGAGGUCGACUCGCUCGUGUCCAAUUGUGUCCGCGUCCGACCCGCUGAGCUACCGAAUGAAGCCGCAGGCUAAAAAUCUGCCGAUUGGCCUGAGGCUGAUGCUAAAUGUACUGGUGGGCGGGCUGCUGAACACAUUAAGAUGCAAGUGUCACCGCUGUAAAAGAAUAAAAUGUUUCAAACAAAUGCAUUGUUUUUACUUCGAGAGAAAAGUAGAUUCAAACUGUUGAAACAUUAGCCCGCCAUUGUAGGAGACGUCAUCAAGGACAAAAUUAAGGAUUACCUUUCACACAGUGAAAAAUUAUUUGCUCCUACACACCACCAUGAAAAAUAUGUUUUGUCUUCUGAAAUCUUUUGGGACACAGUCACUGGCUGGCUAGUUUCAACCCAGGAAAGGAUUUACCGUAAUUUCUCGUGCAUAAUGCACAUUCCCCCCC
Phyllopteryx taeniolatus (common seadragon) is the source of this 1138-nucleotide messenger RNA. It is a transcript of the gene selenom, whose product is annotated as selenoprotein M. The transcript is spliced from 5 exons. NCBI's taxonomy places the organism in Eukaryota, Metazoa, Chordata, Actinopteri, Syngnathiformes, Syngnathidae. Gene Ontology annotation, molecular function: oxidoreductase activity. The record is from RefSeq and is a predicted model, not a curated record. Gene Ontology annotation, cellular component: endoplasmic reticulum lumen.